Lucilia cuprina (Australian sheep blowfly) is the source of this 461-nucleotide messenger RNA. RefSeq names its product small integral membrane protein 13. Lineage: Eukaryota; Metazoa; Arthropoda; Insecta; Diptera; Calliphoridae. The transcript is spliced from 2 exons. The coding region runs from base 216 to 461 and encodes 81 amino acids. The record is from RefSeq and is a predicted model, not a curated record.
UUAGAAAGCUGUCGAUAUUAUUUUUAUAUUUUUGUUAUUUUCUACAAUAAUUUUGUGAAAUUAAUUGUCCAAUAAACUAAAACAAAACUAAAACGAAUUUAUUUUUAUAAAGAAUUUAAAAAUUGUGUAACUAAUUGCAACUGCAUUUCAUCAACUAAAAUUUACAAACUAAACUCAUUUGCAAUAAUACUAUAUAAUAUAAACUAAAUGCAAUAAUGUCUAUAGCCUCAACAUUGGCUUUGAUUUUUACGGUUUUGGCCUCAGUUAGCAUAGUUUCAGUUAUUAUCUUAUUGGGCUGGUUCCUAAUUUGGAAAGCAUUUUUAUCAAAAUUCCGUUUAGUACGCGAACUUUUGGGACAAACCAACGCUGACGGAACGCCAUACUCAAACGGAGAAACUACAAGUCUAACAAGUAGUUCCCUGCCAACACAAAAUAAAUUAAAAAAACUAAGAAAAGACUAA